AUAAAGAACGCCAGGUCCAGUGGGGAGUGUACGGAGCCGUUAGUCGAGUGUGUGUGUGUACAUGAGCCUGGCCCCAUGAUGAUGAUGAAAGGCCUUUCCAGCAGCCGCAGCCACCACCACAUGGUGGCCUGUGAGCCUUCGUAUGACCCUAUGGGUCACCACGGUGAUCGCAAGCCCUACCUCAUCAGCCAGAUUGAGGCUCCACCUCCUCCUGAUCAUCCGUAUUACUCGUCACGAAGCUCGUACCAGCCGGACUGCGUGGUGCCUUAUGGGACCUUCCCGCGGCGCCACUACAGCACAAGCCAUGAGCCUAAGGAGGAGUGUGCUGUCGUGCCCUACACUGGUGGAAUGGGGCCUGUGGGAAAAUGCCAACGUGUGCCAGUUAACCUGCUGGAACAUCUGGAUCGGCAGCUUCCAAUGGCACGGGAUGGCUAUCACACAUUACAGUAUAAACGCGCAGCAGCUGCUGCAGCUGCUUUAGAGCAGCGCAAUGACAGUCCUGGGCGUAUCCGGCACUUGGUGCACUCAGUGCAGAAACUUUUCACCAAGUCACACUCGUUAGAGGGGCCUCACCACGGUGGACAUGGGCACAGACACAGUAAGAGUAGUAUGAACGGAAGCAAAGCGAGUCCUGACGGAGAGACCACGCCAGCACCAACACCACGGCAGCGCAAGCGGAGCAAGAGCCGUGAGCGCUGCAAAUCGGCUGAGCCCAAGCAGCGGACACCACCUUCGGGAUACUGGAGCUCGGACGAGCUGGAGCGGGACGUCUGUCCUCUGCGCCAUGCCGCGCCAGGCAUCAUGACCGUGGGGCGUCACCCGGAGCGGGCGCAGUCUCAAUACUUCCUGGAGGCAUGCGGAGCAGAACCAACAAUGAAGAACUCGCGCAGCAGCAGUGAUGUGGCCAAGUGCACAACGUGUGCCAUCACGGCGCCAGGCACGGACGUGGCACAGCUGGCGAAGAAGAGUGCAUGGUCGUCCUCUCUCACGGUGAGCAGGGCGCGCCAGGUGUACCAGCAGGCUGCUGUAAAUCUAGAUAAGGCGCUAGUGAAAGCAGAAGCUUGUCAGCAGGAGCGCACAUGCCAAUUCUUGCAGGUGCCUCAGGACGAGUGGGGGGGUUUCCCCAUGGGGAAGGAAGAGGACAUCCCGUGCAGGCGCAUGCGCAGCGGCAGUUACGUUAAAGCCAUGGCCGAGGAUGACAGCGGCGACUCGGAUGGAAGUCCCAAACCGUCACCCAAGAUGCAGGCGAGACGAGCCAGCUACCUCAAAGCCACGCAGCCAUCACUCACAGAGAUGACCACGCUCAAUAUUUCUACAGAACACUCUCCGAAGCUGCAGAUCAGGAGUCACAGCUAUCUGCGAGCCGUCAGCGAAGUUUCCAUCAACAGGAGUAUGGAGAGUCUGGAUCCUAAAGCUCUUCUCGCGUCGCCUCAAUACCGCUCACGCAACGAGAGCUACAUGAGGGCUAUGAGCACCAUUAGCCAGGUGAGCGAGGUGGAGGUGAACGGUCAGAUCGAGGCUGUAUGUGAAAGUGUCUUCAGCGAGAUGGAGUCUCAGGCGGUAGACGCGCUGGAUUUGCCGGUUCCCGGAUGUUUCCGGAUGCGGAGUCACAGCUACGUACGCGCCAUCGAUCAGGGCUGCUCGCAGGACGAGGACGGACCGUUACUGCCUGCGUCACCACCACGGACCACCACCACGGUCCGGACCAUUCAGAGCAGCACAGGAACAAAGCGUUUGUCCUCGUCAGUGGCCAUGUCAUCAUGUAUCACCACCUAUAAGAAGACGCCUCCACCGGUGCCUCCGCGCUCCUCCACCAAGCCCUUCAUCAGCAUCACGGCUCAGAGCAGCACCGAGUCAGCGCAGGACGCCUACAUGGAUGGUCCGAGUCAUCGCCAUGGCGACACGGCACUGCACUCGGCUCUCAGUAACUCGACAGAGAGCAUCGACAGCAUGAAGGCUCUGACGGCCGCCAUCGAGGCGGCGAACGCACAGGUGCACGGCCCCGCAAGCCAACACGUCAGCUCCAGCAGCACCGCCUGCCCCGCCUCGCCCCUCCCCCUGCCCCUCCCUGUCCCUGUCCCCAUCCCCGUUCCCAUACAGGUCCCCACACUGGAGGACGCACAUAGGGAAGCUCUCCGCAAGGGCCGGUGUCUCUCCAUCGGCAUACAGGUGGAUGGCCCUGAAGAUCAGGACGCAGAGGACCAGUCGAAGUUUCAGUCAGUAGGAAUCCAAGUUGAAGAUGAGAGAAGUCAUCGUCGGAUCAUGCGGUCCAACAGUGUGACGGCGGCAGUACAGGCAGACCUGGACAUUCCUGAUUUCUCUCCCACCGAGUCUCCAGACGCUGACAUCACCUUCUCUCGGGACGCCACAGCCUCCACGGUAAGCAUCCAGGGCUCGGGGAACCACUACCACGCCUGCACCUCAGACGACUACUCUUCCGUGGGCUUUGACCCAUCUGUGCUGCCGCCUCCGGAGCCCUGGGUGGAUAGCGGCAUUCCCGAGGACCCGCUCCAGAGCGCACGGAGCCGCUCUGUGUGUCAGCGUGACGGACGCUGGUUCCUCAAACUGCUGCAGGCCGAAGCCGAGCGCAUGGAGGGUUGGUGCAGGCAGAUGGAGCAGGAGGAACGGCGCAACGAGCUUCCCGAUGACAUUCUGGGGAAGAUCCGCAGUGCAGUAGGCAGUGCCCAGCUUCUCAUGUCUCAAAAGUUCCAGCAGUUCAGAGAGCUGUGUGAGGAGAACCUGAAUCCCAACGCUCACCCGCGGCCCGUGGCUCAGGAUCUGGCCGGCUUCUGGGACAUGCUGCAGCUCUCCAUUGAGAACAUCAGCCUGAAGUUCGAUGAGCUACACCAGCUCAAGGCCAACAACUGGAGACCCCUUGACCCCCCUGAGAGAAAGAGCAACACCACAGAAAGGAGGUUGCCUCCCCCUGUGCCAAAGAAACCGGUGAAGUGCCAUCCUCCUCUGGCACGAGAUCGCUCUCUCGAGAGUUCGGAGAAACAGCGGCAGGAAGCUCGCAAACGCUUAAUGGCAGCCAAGCGAGCUGCGUCCGUGCGCCAGAACUCAGCCACCGAGAGUGCAGACAGCAUCGAGAUCUACAUCCCUGAAGCCCAGACCAGACUCUAG
This is a messenger RNA of Neoarius graeffei (lesser salmon catfish), 3123 nucleotides long. RefSeq names its product discs, large (Drosophila) homolog-associated protein 1a (gene dlgap1a). The record is from RefSeq and is a predicted model, not a curated record. NCBI's taxonomy places the organism in Eukaryota, Metazoa, Chordata, Actinopteri, Siluriformes, Ariidae. The coding region runs from base 76 to 3123 and encodes 1015 amino acids. Gene Ontology annotation, cellular component: postsynaptic specialization; glutamatergic synapse. Gene Ontology annotation, biological process: signaling. The transcript has 13 exons. Gene Ontology annotation, molecular function: molecular adaptor activity.